Molecule: messenger RNA, 1020 nt
Organism: Lentinula edodes (shiitake mushroom)
Lineage: Eukaryota; Fungi; Basidiomycota; Agaricomycetes; Agaricales; Omphalotaceae
Product: GAMM1 protein
Exons: 8
Coding region: 1-1020 (339 amino acids)
Cellular component (GO): cytoplasm; nucleus
Source: RefSeq, a predicted model, not a curated record
AUGGCCAGCGAUGCACCAGUAGCGAAGAAGGCCAGAACCGAGAAGAUUAUUGGCACCCAUAAUGGCACCUUUCACUGCGACGAAGCCCUCGCUGUCUUUCUCCUGAGGCAUACUACCGCUUACCAAAAUUCCGAGGUCAAACGAUCUCGCGACCCAACCGUUCUUGAUGCUUGCGAUAUUGUUGUUGAUGUUGGCGCCGUGUAUGACGAAUCUAAACAAAGAUUCGACCAUCAUCAAAGAGGGUUUGAGGAAGUCUUUGGCUGGGGAUUUACUACCAAGCUAAGUUCGGCCGGUCUGGUGUACAAACAUUUUGGCAAAGAGAUCAUCUCAAAUCAAACACAGUUACCUCUAGAUCAUCCUGGUGUUCAGACCCUAUGGCUGAAGCUAUACAAGGAACUCGUUGAAUCGAUCGAUGCCAACGAUAACGGUAUAUCUCAAUACCCCACUGACCUCAAGCCCCGGUAUAGAGUGCGCACAGACCUAUCUAGUCGCGUUGCGCAGUUAAAUCCUCCCUGGAACAAGUCGUUGGACGCUCAGGGCAUGGAUAUUCUAUUCGAAAAAGCUUCCUCAUUAACUGGGUCAGAAUUUCUUGGUCGUCUGGAAUAUUACGCCAAUGCCUGGCUUCCAGCAAGGGAUCUUCUCAUUUCCGCUAUCCAGAGCAGUAAAAGCAAAGUAGACUCAUCAGGGAAGAUCAUCCUCUUGGAAAGCUUUUUGCCUUGGAAAGAGCACCUUUUUGACCUCGAAUCAGAGGAUGCUUCGUCAACACCUCCCGCAGCAACGUAUAUUGUCUAUCCUGACGAAUUUAGCGGAAACUGGCGUGUUCAAGCUGUUCCUGUAUCUCCAGAGAGCUUUGAGAGUAGGAAGGCGCUUCCGGAAAAGUGGAGAGGUUUACGAGAUGACGUUUUCAGUGAGACCUCUGGUAUACAAGGAGGUAUAUUUGUUCAUGCAAGUGGAUUCAUUGGAGGAAACAAAACCAAGGAAGGUGCUCUCCAGAUGGCCAAAGUUGCUGUGGAGAUGUAG